AUGGUGAAAAUCAACCGGCACAUCCAAGUAGUGGGCUGCCACUGCGCAGUCCACUUCCAAGAUAACGAAGAUCAAAUCCGCCAGCUUCUUCUACAGGAACCCCGAAGACGCUCCGCAAUGUGUGUCGGUCUAGUCCUACCACCGACGAACCCCAAAGCGGAUGCCGGGUUUAUAAUCAUGGAGAGCGACGAAUACCCGCCCAUGUCUGGAGGCAACACGAUCGUCACCUUUACGGUUCUACUGGAGACGGGGAUGGUGAAGAUGGUCGAGCCAGUUACAAGAUUGACGUUGGACACACCGGCGGGGCUGGUGACAGUGGAUGCAGACUGUGAGGACGGGAAAGUCAAGGCCGUUUCCUUUAACAAUGUCCCCUCUUUCGUCUUCAAGCUGGACUAUCAGGUCAACGUUCCCGAGUUCCCGGAGCUGGGAACUAUUACGCUCGACAUUGUGUGGGGAGGCAUGAUCUAUGCUGUCGUCGACGCGACGACGAUUGGACUCAAGAUCAAUCACAAGAAUGGCCCGCUUCUUAUUCGACUUGCGGAGGCGAUCAAGGCGGCGCUCAGUAAGUCCGAUUACAUUCCCAUCCACCCGGAAAAUCCGGAUAUAAAGGGCGUCCAUUCUCGAAUUCACGGAACUGUUGAAUGA
Messenger RNA from Penicillium argentinense, 645 nucleotides. RefSeq names its product proline racemase. The transcript has 2 exons. The record is from RefSeq and is a predicted model, not a curated record. Gene Ontology annotation, molecular function: 4-hydroxyproline epimerase activity. The coding region runs from base 1 to 645 and encodes 214 amino acids. Lineage: Eukaryota; Fungi; Ascomycota; Eurotiomycetes; Eurotiales; Aspergillaceae.